AUGGCUGAAGAAGCCUUCAACUCUCCCUCUUCUUCGACUGUGACCGACAGCCGUGCCCUAACCGAACCCCGCGAUCCAUCACCGUUGAAGACGGACGCUUUGUGCCCAUCCGACGAGUCCAGCAUCCCCUUGGGCCCGAUCUCAAAUACGCAUCCCGAUCUGUCUCCCGCCACGUCACUCCCAUCUCAUCCUGACCCGCCUCUCCAGGCACCCACAUCCCCCAACCUGUCACCAGUACAGCCUCCAGCGACCCCUCAAGCGAUCCCCCAGCCCUCCUUGGGGCCGCAGUUGGAAAGACCUCCCAAGGCCGAGCCCCAAGACACUCUGUCGCAUUCUUGGACCAGCUCGUCGUCAGCAGUCCCCUCCCCGACUCCAGUCCCUGUCGUACGUCACCCCGCCACUGGACUUCCUCCGUCACCUCCACCGCUGUCACCGCUGCGAGGCCACGCAAGCACUCGCAGUCCUUUGUCCCCCUCGUCACCGAUAAUGUCCUCUCCUGCUGCCGCCCCAGAUAAGGAGAUGUUGAAACUCCUCCUCCCACUCUGCUACGAUGGGAAGUCGGUGGUCGAAUGCAACCGGUUCAUCUUGCAGUUGCUGAUCUACUGGACGAUCAACACGGCCCUCUCCACCAUUGAGCUGAAGGUCCGGGUCGCCCUCAGUCUCCUUGACGGUGAUGCUCAAGCCUGGGCCACUCCCAUCUUUGCCCAGCUAGCGGCUGUGCAGAUCCAAAUCCAAGGAGCCACGUCCCCAUUUGCUUAUGAAGCAGCCUUCCUCAUGGCUUUCAAAGCCCGUUUCGGCAAUCUCGACGACAAGGCGGCAGCACAAGUAGAGCUGGCAAAGCUCUGCGUGGACAAGUCGGUCCAUGAAAAACGCACCGCUGCGGAAUUCUCCACGCUGUUCAAGGGUCUGGCGGACCAUUCCGGGUAUGGGGACCUGGAGCUACGCGACAAGUACCUGAGCGGCAUCCCUUCCCGCGUCUACCGCAAAAUCGAGCUGGAGACGUUCACCACGUGGCUAGAAGCUGAGAAGCGCGCCACUGAGGUCGAGCAGAUUCUCGACAUCAGCCGGGCCCGUCGGCCCGAGUUGAACAACUUCUUCUCAGCACGAGGCCGGGGACGUGGUGGGGCACGUGGUGGUAUGCCCCAGUCGCACGGAGCUUCGGCCAGCAUCAAUGCGGCCGUUGGAAAAGGAGACUUCCCUGGUAGUUGCUUUGGCUGUGGGAAGCAAGGGUAUCAACGUUUCGAGUGUCCCAAUUGUAAGGACAAGCCUUACACAAAACGCGCCAACACGCGGGCUACGGUUGCCUCGGGCUCCACCCAGGCGGCGACAAGCGCCCCCGUCGCUUCAUCCUCGAUGAAGUCAAUGCGCGAGGAGCUCGAGCAUUAUUGGGCCAUGAAGGAGGAGGGUUUUUGA
Messenger RNA from Postia placenta MAD-698-R-SB12, 1413 nucleotides. RefSeq lists its product as hypothetical. The coding region runs from base 1 to 1413 and encodes 470 amino acids. The transcript is spliced from 5 exons. NCBI's taxonomy places the organism in Eukaryota, Fungi, Basidiomycota, Agaricomycetes, Polyporales, Adustoporiaceae. The record is from RefSeq and is a predicted model, not a curated record.